Messenger RNA from Monomorium pharaonis (pharaoh ant), 1639 nucleotides. RefSeq names its product probable cytosolic Fe-S cluster assembly factor CPIJ010948. Lineage: Eukaryota; Metazoa; Arthropoda; Insecta; Hymenoptera; Formicidae. The record is from RefSeq and is a predicted model, not a curated record. Gene Ontology annotation, cellular component: cytosolic [4Fe-4S] assembly targeting complex. Gene Ontology annotation, biological process: iron-sulfur cluster assembly. Gene Ontology annotation, molecular function: 4 iron, 4 sulfur cluster binding. The transcript is spliced from 8 exons. Bases 185 to 1639 code for a protein of 484 amino acids.
CGGUUGCCGAUGCCUUAGGCGCAAGUCAGUGAGUCAUGUUGUGACAGGAACACAUUUGUCAUGAUCGUAAAUUAUCCGUCAACGAAGAAAUUUUUGUUGUACUUGUUUGAUGAAAAUAUUUCUACCUAUUGCAUAGAGGAAAUAACUAUACUAGAAGCUGAAAACAAAAGUAAAUUUUGGGAAAAUGGCAUCAAGAUUUAGUGGAGCAUUGCAGAUUACAAAUCUAGAUGACUUUAUUACUCCAUCGCAGGAAUGCAUUAAACCUAUAGAAAUACAAGCGAACAAAAGCAAAACAGGUGCAAAGAUAAAAAUACAAUCUGAUAAUGUUAAUUUGGCACUCAAUGAAAUUGGACAACCAGAAAAAUUACAAAAAGUUGAAAUCACGCUUGCAGACUGUUUAGCAUGUAGUGGUUGUAUUACAUCUGCGGAGAGUGUGCUGGUUACUCAGCAAAGUCGAGAAGAAUUGCUUAGGGUGUUCCAGGAAAAAGUUGCCCAACAAAAUGUAGAAAGUACAAAUUCUAAAUACAUAAUAGUAAGUCUCUCAGUGCAACCUGUGUUGUCACUGGCACAACGUUAUGAACUCUCUCCUGAACAAGCUCUCUCUAAACUGGCAGGAUUUUUUUAUCGAUUAGGGGCUGAUACUGUAUUAGAUAUGACAAUGGCUGACGAUUUUGUUUUAUUAGAAGCCGCCAAAGAAUUCGUCGAGCGUUAUAAAGCCAGUAAAGAGGGGACAAAAAAUCAAUUACCAAUGUUGUCCUCUUCGUGUCCAGGUUGGGUGUGUUAUGCUGAGAAAACUCAUGGAAAUUUUAUAUUGCCGCAUAUAAGUGUCACAAAAUCACCUCAACAAGUUAUGGGAUCAUUAGUGAAAUACCACUUGGCUGAAAUAAUGGGUUUGUCACCAGAACAGAUAUAUCAUGUAACUGUAAUGCCAUGUUACGACAAGAAGUUGGAAGCUUCCAGAGAAGAUUUUUACAAUCAGCAAAAAAAAACGAGAGACGUAGAUUGUGUCAUAACGUCAAUUGAAUUAGAACAAAUGCUGAGUGAAGAUGGUUUAGUAUUAGAUGAAAUGAACGAAGGUGAAAUUAAACAACCAUUUGGUUCCUACAGUGAAGAAAUCGAAAAAAAGCUGUGGGGUCAUAGUGGUUCAGGAUCAGGCGGAUACGCAGACUUUAUUUUUCGUUACGCAGCAAAAAAUCUUUUCGACGAGGACAAUGUUACAGUUGAUUUUAAAAGUCUUAGAAAUCCUGACUUCAAGGAAGUAGAAUUAAAGAGAAAUAAUCAAAUUUUAUUAAAAUUUGCUAUUAUUAAUGGUUUUAGAAAUAUACAGAACAUAGUUCAGAAAAUGAAAAGAGGCAAAUGCGUUUACGACUACGUCGAAAUUAUGGCAUGUCCGUGUGGUUGCUUAAACGGUGGAGCGCAAGUGAGACCCGAUGGUAACGUUCAACCUCGAGAACUUGCAUUGACAUUGGCAAAUAUGUAUCAUGAACUCCCAUUAAGCAAACCUGAAGAAAAUAAAGUAGUGCAGAACUUAUACAAAACUUGGCUGGGAGGAGAGCAUACAGACAAAGUUAGCGCGUAUUUCACUACGCAGUAUCACGAAAUACAAAAAAUGAAUACAGCUCUUGCAAUAAAAUGGUGA